Rodentolepis nana is the source of this 597-nucleotide messenger RNA. The record is from the annotation of a GenBank genome assembly. Lineage: Eukaryota; Metazoa; Platyhelminthes; Cestoda; Cyclophyllidea; Hymenolepididae.
AGUCAUGGACUUGCAGAAUCCGAGAAUUUCGAAUACCUAUCCCCAGUAAUCAACUCUGAUAAAAUACGUCGAGCCUCAUGCCCUGAUACCGUGAUUCCAGGAUUUGCAAAACGACUAGCGGUGAAAAAUUUCCUUGGUGUUGUCCCAAUGGCUAGUCUGACACAACUGGCCGGUCCUCCAAUUCCAGUCUUGCCAUUGGGCAAUGCUUCGUUGUCGGGGAAUGAUGAUAGUGUACCUGGAAGUGGAACAACCAUACAAGGUCGAUACGAAGCAGCCCUGGAAAGGUUCACAGCCUCUUAUCGAACGCGCACACGCCAGGGCAAAAAUGGUGGCGAUAGACGCAAUGGCCAUGAAUCCCCCUCCACCCGACCCAUCCUCCCUGGACAAAAGACCCACAUACGAAUCCAUAAAAAUGCCUCUCUAAGUCUCGGUAUCUCUCUCAUUGGUGGCUGUGAAACCUCCCUUGUAAGUACCUCAGGUCAAUUCAGCUGUGAAGUUAAAAUGUCACCUCUCUAUGGCCUUUCCCUUCAUGAUUUCCUUAAAUCAAUUUUAAGACAACCAUUCCAAUUAUUGACAUUUGCCUGUCUAACACAUUAA